Messenger RNA from Cyanidioschyzon merolae strain 10D, 282 nucleotides. RefSeq lists its product as hypothetical. Gene Ontology annotation, molecular function: structural constituent of chromatin; DNA binding. The transcript has a single exon. NCBI's taxonomy places the organism in Eukaryota, Rhodophyta, Bangiophyceae, Cyanidiales, Cyanidiaceae. The record is from RefSeq and is a predicted model, not a curated record. The coding region runs from base 1 to 282 and encodes 93 amino acids.
AUGGUUGGUAAUAAUACGGAAGCAGGAAUGGCGAAGUUUCUGGAGUUAAAGGCAGCUUUCGAGGACGUGUAUGAGGACACGACAAAGUUUUUCGAGAAAGGGAACAAGGCCGCAGCCGUUCGUGCUCGUAAGAAGCUUUUAAGGUUGCGAGAAAUUGCACAAGAAAUGCGUGUUCUCAUUCAGCAGACGAAGGCGCAGCUAGAGCAGGAGCACAAAACCGCUCGAACCAGCGGCGGGGGUGGCGGUUUGGGCGCAGACAACCAAGUGUCCAUGGGAGAGUGA